AUGAGACCUCUUAAAAUUGGUUCUAAAGAGAGAGCAGGAGAGGAAUGGAAUAUAAGCGAAUUAAUAGAAAAGAAAGAGUUGAAGAAGCCAGAAAAUUAUAUAAGCUACCAAAAUAGCGAAGGAACUAGUAGCAUUAGAUUCUUGAACUAUAAAUCCGCAGCCGUAGACGAAAUAGAACCUCUUUUGUCAGAAGCAGAGAGUAGUGAUAGUAGGAAUAAAGGAGUAAAAGAAUGCAUGGAAAAGGCAGACUUAGAAGAUGAAUUAAAACAUUGGGAAGAAAAAUUAAAACACAUAAACUGGGAAUAUAAUAAUUCAAUGACAUCAGAUUGGCCUAAAAUAAGAGAAAGAGAAUUAUUCUUUAUUAGAGAAAUUUCGAGAAUAAAAAGGUUAAUAAAGGAUAAAAAACCAGUCAUUAGUAACCCAAUGGUGCCAAAGAUUAAUAUUAAACGCGAAGAAAAUACCGAUAUUAAGAAUAAAGCCGAAAGUCAUAAAGAGAAAGCCAUAAGUGAAGACGAUCAAUGGGAUAUCAAUAAUAAGCUAUUAUUAGAAAGUUAUGAAGAAGAAGAAGAACCAUGGGAUGAAUAUGACGAUAAAAAUUAUAUUGAUUCCGAGCAAAAUGCUGAUUUUAUAAACUCAUUAGAUGACGAAAGUCUACAUAAUUUAGAAAAUGCGAUGGAAGCCAUGGAAGUAGAUUUAGGUGGUCAUAAAAGAAGAAGAGGAUAUGGCGAGUCUUCUGUAAAAAGAGAAGGAGAAAGAGAGAGACCUACUCGAUCUGCUGGAAAAUGGCCUCCUGAAAAAGAUGAUUAUCAACCUACAUAUAUUCCUGGACAAUAUACAUUUAUGGGUUCUAAAAGAAGAGGUUUUGAAAAAGUAGUGCAGUUCCAAAACUCUAGGAAUGACGGUGCAAUUCUGAAUUUAGCAGCCCAUGACCCUGUAGAUAGGCCGAAUAUAAUUAGUGUUUGGAAAGGAUUAAUAGUCCAAAAAUAUAUACAAAAUCAAUAUAAUAUAGGGAAUAAGGUGGAAGAUAUGAUAACAUAUCUUGAAACAUUUUUGGGAGAAUCAGUAAAAAUAUUAUGGGAACAAUGGGUAGAGACAUAUCCAGACCAAUACGAAGAACUAAAAAGAGCUGGAAGUAAUCCUAAUAACUUUGCUAAUGUCAUAUCAAAUAUGGUCAUAGCAGAAGAUCCAGAAUUGGGUCAUACCACAUUGCAAAAUGAAAGGUUGAGAGAAAUAGAAAAAUUAACUUUAACAAGUUGGAAAGGUAUAAAGGAAUUUUCUCAACAUUAUUUAUACAAUGCUACCACAGCUAAGCAAGGCUACAAUAAAGGUGUGGUUGAAAGGUAUUUUAAUAAGUUACCAGAUCCAUUAGGAUCAAUAAUAUUUGAAGAAUAUAAGAAAGAUACUGCGGGCAUAGACAUAAAUAUAUCUCAAGCUAUAACUUUCGUGUUUAAACAUCUUAGAAAGGUAUGUACAAGUAUACAGGACCAGAGGUCUAUGAAGAAAUUCAAUUAUAAUUUCUGCAAUAAAAUCAUCCAAAUACCACUAACAUAUGGCGAAGAAAGACACAAGAGUAAGAAAUAUUAUAAAACACAAAGAGAUAAUAGAAAUUUUAGAACAAAGAAAAGAUAUUUCUUACGAAGAUCAGAUAAUAAAGCCCCAUUCUUGCAUAAAAGAAAUGUUAGAAGAUAUAAUCCUAGAAAAUCAUAUAAUAAAACAUGUAGAUGUUUCAUAUGCAAUUCACCUGAUCAUUUAAGUAAUACUUUCCCUAAUAAAGAUCAGAAAAGGUACUCUAGUAAAUAUGAAGAGCAAGAGAGAGUAUUAAUUAUAGAUAGUGUUAAUGAGAAUAUACUAGUAUGUGAUGAUGAAAUAAAAGAUGACGAGUCAAUAUACUCCAUCAUAGAAACAAAUGAAAUAGAAAAUGAAGAGCUAGAAGAAGAAUCUAGUGAAGAUGAAAUAGAUUUAAUAGAUGAUCUAUCAGGAUUAAAAGUAGAGAUGAUGAACCAGGUAGAUUGUGAACAUGAUUGGAUUAGGGGAAAAGGAGAUUAUAAUAUAAAAUGUGCCUUUUGCAUAUAUUACCCCAGCCAAGAGAAUAGGUAUACAUGUAGUUUAUGCUUAAUACAAGCUUGUAACUCAUGCCUAAAAUCUACGAAUCAAAGGUGGAGACAAGAAAUAUAAUAUGAACCUGAAGAUAGAAUAUUAUCUAGCAGAGUUAGAAAUCUAGAAAUAGACUAAAUAAGUUAGAGGCAGAACUAGAGGAUCUAAAAUCUAACUUAGAAAACAAAGCAAAUACAGAGGAAGAGAACAUUGUAGUUGAAGGCACUGAAAUGAAAGAGCAAAUGAUAACAGUAAGAGAUAAAAAUGGAGAUAGAUUAAUUCAAUUAAGAGAUGCCAUAACCAACUUUGGAAAUAAAUAUAUAGUGUGGUUGCCAUUUAAAGAAGUUCUAGGAAUAAGGAUUCCGGUUAGAAUAGUAUUAAAACCAAAUAUUUCCUAUAAGAUUUAGCCUUAUUAGAUACAGGGUGCACAAAAAAUAUCAUUCAUGACAAGUACUUCGUUAAGUGUCCUGAAAUAGUAAAAACUAUAGAUGAUAAUAAAGCUGAGGUAUCUACAGAUAUGUCAGGUAUAAAGAAAAUCCAUAACCAGUUAGCAUAUAACAUAGAAACAUAUAUUAAUGGUACAAAAUAUAUAAUAGACAAAAUCACACUUAGAGAUUUAUCAGUAAUAAAUGAUGACAUGAUAUUAGGAUUAAGAUUUUUACAACAUUCUCUCCAAACCACUAUUAUACAUGAAGAAGGUGUUAUAUUUGUCCCGUAUCAAGAUAAUGUCCCAUACAUAUCUGAAGUACGAAAACAAAGAAAGGUUGUACAACUAGCUGAAAUAUCCAACACAAAAGAUGAAUAUGAUACUACAACAGAAUCCCCUAAAACCUGCAAUGAAGAAGAUCUUAGUGAAGCUAUAGAAGAAUAUCAUAUAGAAAAUACUUCCACAGAGUGCAUAGGACUACAAUCAUUUGCACCAAAUUGGUAUAGAGAUAUAAAGUCCAAAAAGGAUAUAGACAAGAUUGUGCAAAGGUUAGAAGAUAUACAAAUUAUAGGAGAAAUACCAAUGAAACAUUGGGACAAGAACUCCAUAAUUUGUAAGAUAAACAUCAUAAACCCAGAUUAUAUAAUCAAAUCAGGCCCAAUAGAAGCUACACCAAAAGAUAUAGAGGAAUUUAAGAUGCAUAUUGAAGAAUUGUUAAAAUUAAGAGCAAUCAGAGAGAGCAAAAGUCCUCACCGUUCAGCUGCAUUUAUAGUUAGAAAUCAUGCUGAAGAAGCUAGGGGUAAGUCUAGGAUGGUAAUUAAUUUUAAAAGACUUUAAUACAGUAGAUGAUGCCUACAAUAUACCUAAUAAACAAGAAUGGAUAAAUAGAAUCCAAGGGAGCAAAUAUUUUUCAAAGCUUGACUUAAAAGCAGGAUUCUGGCAAGUAAAGAUGGCAGAGGAAUCCAUUCCUUGGACAACUUUAACUUGUCCACUAGGCCAUUAUGAAUGGCUAGUAAUUCCAUUGGGUAUAAAGAAUGCACCUGCAUUAUUUCAAAGAAAAAUGCAGAACAUAUUCAAUGAGAAUCAAGCAUUUAUAUUGGUAUACGUAGAUGAUUUGCUGGUCUUCUCAAAAUCAUAUAAAGAGCAUAUAGCUCAUCUUGAAGUCUUCUUUAGAAAGAUAGAACAAAAUGGACUCAUACUAUCUAAAAUGAAAAUGGAAAUUUGUAGAGAGAAAAUAAAUUUCCUUGGUCAUGAAAUAGGAGAAGGAAAAAUAUAUUUACAAGAACAUAUUGCAAAGAAAACUUUGCAAUUCCCUGAUAAUCUGAGUGAUAAAAAGAUAUUGCAGCAAUUCUUAGGAAUUGGAAAUUAUGCCAGGAAUUAUAUAGAUAACCUAGCAAAGCUUGCUGGACCUUUAUAUGCUAAAUUAAGAAAGAAUGGUCAAAGAUAUUUUAACUCACAAGAUAUAAAACUAGUAAGGACCAUUAAAGACAAGGUCAAGAAUUUGAAACCUUUAGAAUUACCAUUUGAAGACUAUUACUUUAUAAUUGAAACCGAUGCCUCUAAAGUAGGUUGGGGAGCUAUAUUAAAGAAAAAACCCAACAAAUAUUCUCCCAAAACUGAGGAGAAAAUAUGUAGAUAUGCUUCAGGAAGUUACAAAUUAAAGACAGUAAAUAAUAUUGAUAGAGAAAUUCUUGCGGUAGUUCACGCAAUUAAUGCUUUUAGAUUAUAUUUUGGAUUUAAGGAAUUUACAGUACGAACAGACUGUGAAGCAAUAUGUAGAUAUUAUAAUCAGAUUAGCAAGAAAAGUUCAACUAGAAGAUGGGUAUUAUUCGAAGAUACUAUAGCAGGGAAUGGAUAUAAAGUAAUAUUUGAACAUAUCAAAGGUAAAGAUAAUAGUUUGCCUGACAUAUUCUCUCGCUCCUCAAUUUUAUAGCAAUGAAGAAAGGAUCACUUCCUGGAGGACAUGAAGCAUACAUAUUUGGAGAAACGAAUAAGCUCAAAGUAUUUGCACCAGGCACUUGAACUUCAAGCCUAAAAGUCAUAUCAAAAUUAAUGACACCCAGAGGUGCAUAUUGGACAAUUUCUGGUUUCAAUACACCAGAAAAAGAGAAGACCAAGGUUACAUGCUAGCAAUCCUUAAUAGCCUAGCUGAAUACAUUAAUGAAUUAAAUCAAGGCAUCCCCAAAGCGCCACCAAAGGAGAUGCAAAAAGAAAAGACUCUAUAUAUAAUAUUUGAUGGAAAUAAGCCAGGAAUAUAUAUGAGCUAUGAAGAUAUUGUAAAAGAGAAAUUUGAGGCAAGACGGAAGAAAGAAGACUUAACAUGGAAAAAAUAUGAUGAUUACAAUGAGGCCCUAAAAUGGGCAAGAGAACUAAUUGGGCAAGAUUAUUAUAUAGACCCAAAAGCCAAAGAAUAUAUCGAAAGAUGAAGAGGCAUAAGUAGCAAUAUAACCACUCUACCACUUCCUAAAUAUACAAAGGGAGAAGCAUCAAGCUCCCAGAAGGCUAAAGAAGAAGAAUCCCCUAAAUAUGAGACAUACAAAGAAUGCCUUAUCAAAGGAGUUGAUCCUUUGGACGGAGAAUACAUAGAAUUGAAGAUAGAUGAAAAACUUAAAGAAGUUGCAAAGACAAUGAAGGCAGAAUUAAAGGAAGAAAUUUUAAAAGAAUUACGAUCAGAAAUGAACGAAAAUUUUGAAGAGCUAAAGAAAGAAUAUGAUCAAAAAUACGAUUUCACUAUUUCUGAGGCAGACCAUAUGGAUAUUGCCGGGAACAGGCAACCAAUUGAAUAAAAGAAGGAAAGUAAUAAUCAAAUAUACCUGAAUAUGAAUUGAUAUGAAUAUCAAUUAUUCGGGCGCGGAGGACCUAUACCCGAAUAUUGAAAGAACACAAAAUACUGAUAAGGUGUUAUCAAUAAUAUGGGUGGGGUAGACCCAUACCCAUACCCAAAAAAAUUAUGAAAAAAUAAAAAAUGAAAAAAUGAUGGUAGCAAGAAUAAUUAUGCAAGAAGCAGCCAUGCAACAUCCAUAUCAGGAAAGGUCCUCAUUCAAGACAAGACCCUUCAUCCAAGUCGCAGGAAGACAAUAUUCAACCAUGCAUGGAUAACUCAUAGGACGGUGCAUGCAAAAACAAGAGUUACAAUGAAGACAAGAGCUUCAGCCUGGACAAAAUCAUCUGUCAAGACAAAGAUUCCAGUCAAGACAAAAUUCAUGGUCAAGACAAAUAUUCCACUCUAGAAAAAAUUCUCAGUCUGGACAAAGUUCUCAGUCUAGACAAAAAUAUCAGUCUAGCAUCAGAGUCACACAAGGCUUGUUGUCGCAAACACUGAGGCACUUCAGCGGUGCAUAAGGCGUGUCAAGCUACGAGAUACCCCGGCCUCCAGCUAUGACGCAGAAGAAUAAAAGAGGGGAGCAUCCAGCAUCCCUCGCGCACUAUAAAAGGAGGAGGACUGAGCGCGGACACGAAACAACAGUCUACACAACACCAGUCUCCAGAGCAUCGCAAGCACCAGAGCACCACUUCCCUCACCCUCCUUAGUAGUAGUAGUAGUAGCCAUCUCCAGUUUGUAAUAAGCCUUUGAGGCAUUGUAUCAUCCAGUGGUGGAGGUAGGCAGAAGGAAUGAAGAGGAACACACUUGUAGGAGGAAGUGAAAGCUACAUAUCUGGAAAUAACACCAGAAUAAGGAUAUUGCCGCCAAAUACAUUCAAUUUCCAUGUUUAUGAUAUGGAAAGAUGCUUAUUGGAGAUUUAGGACAUAAUCAGAAGACAAGAAAAAGGUUAUAUGCAAUCUAAUAUCAAUAACCGUGCAGUAUAUUUGACACCAAGACCAAUAUAUAUUAUGUUCGAUGGAAUAUCUAUGACAUUGUAAGAAAUACAAAUAAGGCGUGAUGAAAUCAAGUAUGCCGCAAAUUGGGCCAAGAUAAUGAAAGGUUGUUAUUUCGAGUAUCGAGAACUGAUAGAAAGAAUAUAAAUGAAGUAAAUUCUUCAAAAUAUCAAUCAUACACAGAAUGUCUUAUCAAAGGAGUUGAUCCUUUGGACGGAGAAUACAUAGAAUUGAAGAUAGUUGAAAAACUUAAAGAAGUUGCAAAGACAAUGAAGGCAGAAUUGAAGAAAGAAAUUUUAAAAGAAUUAUGAUCAGAAAUGAACAAAAAAUUUGAAGAGCUAAAGAAAGAAUAUGAUCAAAAAUAUGAUUUUACUAUUUCUGAGGCAGACCAUAUGGAUAUUGCCGGGCAUGGGCAACCAAUUGAAUAAAAGAAGGAAAGUAAUAGUCAAAUAUACUCAAAUAUGAAUUGAUAUGAAUAUCAAUUAUUCGGGCGCGGAGGACCUAUACCCGAAUAUUGAAAGAACUCAAAAUAUUGAUAAGGUGUUAAAGAACUAGAAAUAUUGAUAAGGUGUUAUCAAUAAUAUGGGCGGGGUAGACCCAUACCCAUGCCCAAAAAAAUUAAAAAAUAAAUAAAUAAAUAAUGGUAGCAAGAAUAAUUAUGCAAGAAGCAGCCAUGCAACAUCCGUAUCAGGAAAGGUCCUCAUUCAAGACAAUACCCUUCAUCCAAGUUGCAUGAAGACAAUAUUCAACCGUGCAUGGAUAACUCAUAGCACGGUGCAUGCAAGAACAAGAGUUGCAAUGAAGACAAGAGCUUCAGUCUGGACAAAAUCAUCUGUCAAGACAAAGAUUCCAGUCAAGACAAAAGUUCCAGUCAAGACAAAAUUCGCGGUCAAGACAAAUAUUCCAGUCUGGACAAAAUUAUCAGUCUGGACAAAGUUCUCAGUCUAGACAAAAAUAUCAGUCUAGCAUCGGAGUCACGCAAGGCUUGAUGUCGCAAACACUGAGGCACUUCACCGGUGCAUAAGCCGUGUCAAGAUAUGAGAUACCCUGGCCUCCAGCUAAGACGUAGAAGAAUAAAAGAGUGGAGCAUCCAGCAUCCCUCGCGCACUAUAAAAGGAGGAGGACUGAGCGCAGACACAGAACAACAGUCUACACAACACCAGUCUCCAGAGCAUCGCAAGCACCAGAGCACCACUUCCCUCACUCUCCUCAGUAGUAGUAGUAGUAGUAGUAGUAGUAGUAGUAGUAGUAGUAGUAGUAGUAGUAGUAGUAGUAGUAGUAGUAGUAGUAGUAGUAGUAGUAGUAGUAGCCAUCUCCAGUUUGUAAUAAGCCUUUGAGGCAUUGUAUCAUCCAGUGGUGGAGGUAGGCAGAAGGUAGUCCUCUUUUUCUCUUUGUAAUCCCUUUGGGGUCUCCUGAAAGGGAAAUCCGUAUGUAAAUUAUGUUGUCGAAGUGAAGUAGUUUCGGGUUUCACUUGGUUUUUAUAUUAUGAAUUUAUGAAA
This is a messenger RNA of Triticum aestivum (bread wheat), 7836 nucleotides long. RefSeq lists its product as uncharacterized. The transcript has 2 exons. The coding region runs from base 1 to 2175 and encodes 724 amino acids. Lineage: Eukaryota; Viridiplantae; Streptophyta; Magnoliopsida; Poales; Poaceae. The record is from RefSeq and is a predicted model, not a curated record.